CAAAUAGAUAUGAACUCCAUCCAGUUUGGAUUUUUUCUUGUACUUGGUGUUCAGUGUUGGUCCAACGAGCAACUUAUGAUUGCAGUAACAAAAGCCUGCCCUGCAGACUACUACUACUGUCCAAAACGAGAAUACGGGAUUUUCUCUGGGACCCGAUGGGAGUGGGAUGUGGAUGCUAUCAUAAAAUCGGAAAUGGGAGAAAUAUUCAGGAGGAGCCGUUUCCUCAACAAGGACACUCUCAAAGGAUUGCAGGACAGUUUUUGCUGUUCGGAAGGACCGUGUCUCACGCGGUGUGGAAUUUAUCCAAAAACCGAAAUAGACCUUAUCCAAAAGUUCCCAUCCAACGCAAUGGACAUUCUCAAUCUGAAUCUCCCACAAAUCGAGGUCCAUCGUCCAGCGGUCAUGGAAUGGAUGAACACGAUCAAGCAGAAAUCCGCACAAAAGAACAGCUACCCGGCUGAAAUCGAGGAUUUUUUCGACACUGUGCACGCCAACCAAGAUAUCAUCCGCGAAAGGCUAGACCAGGACAACUAAUAAUUAAUACUGAAUAGAUAUACUCAAUCUUUAUUACAAUUACCUUUGGUCCAAUUGUUUUACUCGCACUUAUAUGCUUAAGUAUCUCGUUUUCUCCUAUUUCAUAGAGGUUUCUUCAAAAUCGCAGCAUAAUUGUGCUACGGGUUAAGCCGUUUUGUCAUUUAUAUCGACUCUCAUAUCUACUCAACAUUCGAACACAAAUGUAUCUCAUCAUCAAAAAUUGUAUCGCUUAUUCCCAAAAUUCGAAUUGUCCAAUUUUGUCCUUAAUAAAGUCUCAUGCCUCCUGUGAAA
This is a messenger RNA of Caenorhabditis elegans, 825 nucleotides long. RefSeq lists its product as uncharacterized. Bases 10 to 534 code for a protein of 174 amino acids. Lineage: Eukaryota; Metazoa; Nematoda; Chromadorea; Rhabditida; Rhabditidae. The record is from RefSeq and is marked reviewed. The transcript is spliced from 4 exons.